CAAGAUGGCGCGGGGUCGGCGGCGCCCGCCGGCAGCGGCAGCAGCCUCCGCUUGAGCGCCCGGGGCGGCGGCGCGCCCUGCGCGAUGGAGGGCGGCGAGCUGGCCGCCGAGAGCAUGGACACCCUGACUGAGCUGGGCGACGAGCUCACCCUGGGCGACAUCGACGAGAUGCUGCAGUUUGUCAGUAACCAGGCAGGAGACUUUCCAGACCUGUUUUCGGAUCCCUUGUGCAGCACCUUCCAGGGCAGUAGUGGCAGCAGCAGCAGGACCCUGGAGCCGCAGUUGCAGCGGCCCUACAGCCAGGUGCAGCUCCAAACCUUCCCGGCACCCCCUGCAUCCCCCCAGCUCCAGAGCCUGCCGGUGAAAGCAGCGCAGACGACGCCUCCAGCCCCUCCACGCUCAGCCCCUGUCCUGCAGCCGCGGCCCUCGGUGCAGCCUCAGCUCCAGCAGCAGGCCGUCAUGAUCACGCCAACGUUCAGCUCUGCUCCCCAGACCAGGAUUAUCCAGCAGCCAGUCAUCUACCAGAAUGCGGCCACAAGCUUCCAAGUUCUCCAGCCUCAGGUCCAGAGCCUGGUGACAUCCUCCCAGGUUCAGCCGGUGACGAUCCAGCAGACGGUGCAGGCCCAGCGAGUGCUGACGCAGGCUGCCAACGGCACCAUCCAGACCUUAACGCCAGCCACGGUCCAGACUGUUGCUGCACCACAGGUUCAGCAAGUUCCAGUUCUCGUCCAACCUCAGAUCAUAAAAACGGAUUCUCUGGUCUUGACAACCCUGAAAACAGAUGGCAAUCCUGUUAUGGCUGCAGUACAGAACCCAGCACUGACAGCACUCACUGCUCCCAUUCAGACCACAGCUCUGCAGACCCUUGUUGGGAGCAAUGGGACCAUUUUGACCACAAUGCCGGUGAUGGUGGGACAAGAAAAGGUGCCUAUCAAACAAGUUCCUGGGGGUGUCAAGCAACCUGAACCACCUAAAGAAGGAGAGAGGAGAACAACUCAUAACAUCAUUGAAAAGCGCUACCGGUCAUCCAUAAAUGACAAAAUCAUUGAGCUGAAGGACCUCGUCAUGGGGACAGAUGCCAAGAUGCACAAGUCUGGAGUCCUGAGAAAAGCCAUUGACUACAUUAAAUACCUGCAGCAAGCUAACCAUAAGCUGAGGCAGGAGAACAUGGUUCUGAAGCUGGCUAACCAAAAAAACAAGCUGUUGAAGGGCAUUGACUUGAGCAGUCUGGUUGACAACGAUGUAGACCUGAAGAUUGAUGACUUCAACCAGAAUGUGCUGCUGAUGUCUCCUCCAGCCUCUGAUUCAGGAUCUCAGGCUGGCUUCUCUCCCUAUUCCAUUGAUUCAGAGCCAGGAAGCCCGCUCCUUGAUGAUGCAAAGGUUAAAGAUGAGCCUGACUCCCCUCCUGUGGCACUUGGUAUGGUGGAUCGCUCUCGAAUACUCCUGUGUGCUCUCACAUUCCUUUGCCUUUCCUUCAAUCCACUGACAUCCCUCCUGGACGCCCGAGGAAGCCCCGAGUCCGACAGCCUGGUGCGCCAUGGCUCCGGCAGGAACGUGCUGACCAUUGAGUCAGAUGCAGCUGGUUGGUUUGGUUGGGUGAUGCCCACCCUAAUCCUGUGGCUUGUGAAUGGAGUGAUUGUACUGAGUGUGUUUAUAAAGCUCCUUGUGCACGGAGAGCCGGUGACCCGGCUGCACUCAAGGUCCUCAGUCACCUUCUGGAGGCACCGCAAGCAAGCAGACCUGGAUUUGGCACGGGGUGAUUUUGCUGCAGCUGCGUCAAACCUGCAGACUUGCCUGUCAGUGCUCGGACGAGCACUGCCAGCUUCCCGCCUGGACUUGGCCUGCAGCCUGUCCUGGAAUGUGAUCCGCUAUAGCCUGCAGAAGCUGGCACUGGUGCGGUGGUUGCUGAAGAGGACUUCUCAUCAGUGGCGGGCAAGGGAGGCCACUGCAGGAUUCGAGGAUGAGGCCAAGACCAGCGCUCGGGAUGCAGCCCUAGCGUAUCACAAGCUCCAUCAGCUCCACAUAACAGGUAAACUUCCCUCCAGCUCAGCUUACUCGGGCUUGCACAUGGCAUUGUGUGCUGUGAAUCUGGCUGAGUGUGCAGAAGAAAAAAUCCCACCCAGCACAAUGGCAGAAAUUCACCUGACGGCUGCAGUUGGCUUGAAAACCCGCUGUGGAGGCAAGCUUGGUUUCCUGGCGAGCUACUUUCUCAGCCAGGCUCAAAGCCUGUGCAGCUCGGAGCGAAGUGCCAUUCCUGACUCGUUGCGUUGGCUGUGCCACCCCCUGGGACAGAAGUUUUUUGUGGAACGAAGCUGGAUGGUGAAGUCUGCUGCGAAGGAGAGCCUGUACUGCACACAGAGGAAUCCCGCGGAUCCCAUUGCACAAGUCCAUCAGGCGUUCUGUGAGAACCUGCUGGAGCGAGCAGUGGAUUCACUUGUGAAGCCUCAGACAAGGAAAGAGGUAGCGGGACAAGAGGAGGAGGAGUCGUGUGAAUUCUCAGGUGCAAUGGAGUACCUGAAAUUGCUCAACUCAUUCUUGGACUCAAUGGGAAGUGGAGCCCCACCCUUUGCCAGCAAUUCUGUACUCAAGUCUGCCCUGGGUCCUGACGUGGUGUGCCGGUGGUGGUCAGCAGCCGUGGCUAUGGCAAUCGCUUGGCUCAGAGGGGAUGAUGCAGCUGUGAGGUCACAUUUUGCAGAAGUGGAGCGCAUGCCAAAGUCUCUGGAGAUGUCAGAGAAUGCCCUGGUGAAAGCUACCUUCUACAUGUGUAAAGCUAUGCAGGCCUCUCUGUCUGGGAAGGCAGAUGGACAGCAGAGCUCCCUGGGUCACUGUGAGAGGGCCAGCAGUCACUUGUGGAACAGCCUCAACAUGAGCAGUGGCAUGUCCAGCACUGUCCUCAACAAUAUGAUCCAGCUGCUGGCCUGUGACUUGCUGCUCUCCCUCCGCACCAGCCUGUGGCAGAAGCAGGCGAACGCCAGCCAGGCGCUGGGUGAGACCUACCACGCGUCGGCCCCCGAACUGACGGGCUUCCAGCGCGACCUCGGGAGCCUGCGCAAGCUGGCCCACAGCUUCAGACCCGCCUACCGCAAGGUUUUCCUCCAUGAGGCCACUGUGCGCCUGAUGGCAGGUGCCAGCCCUACCCGCACCCACCAGCUGCUGGAGCACAGCUUGAGGAGGCGCACGCCCCAGAGCAGCAAACAAGGUGAACUGGACACGUUGCCAGGCCAAAGGGAGCGAGCCACGGCCAUCCUGUUGGCCUGUCGCCAUCUCCCCCUCUCCUUCCUGUCCUCACCGGGCCAGCGAGCAGUGCUGCUGGCCGAGGCUGCCCGCACCCUGGAGAAAGUGGGGGACAAGCGCUCCUGCAACGACUGCCAGCAGAUGAUUGUCAAGCUCAGUGGGGGCACGGCCAUCGCUGCCUCCUAACACUGGCAUGGGUUCCCUUUGUGCAAAGACAGCCUGGUUGAGCAUCAGCCUGGACUUCCCUUCUGGACCUUAGAAAAAGUGCUAGGUUAGGGCUGUGCUGGUGGGAUCAGGAUGGGGUGGGAGAGGGAGGGAAGGGUUUUGGGUUUGAUUUUUUUCUAAACUUGCCCCAGGUUUAGCUUUACUAGCUUCCUUGCUUGUUCUCAGGCACUGCAGCAGGAAUCUGUCUAGUUGUGGUUUUUGUCACUAUGCCUGGGGCUGUUGAGAAGCGCUGCCCUGACACAAAUCACCUGUCCCUGCUUGGGACAGAAGCCCACAAGCCCACGGCAUAGAGAAGUGGCACAUCCCGUGUCUGUCCUCAGGGGUAUUUUGUUCCCUUUCUAAACACCCUCUGCAGAAAGGAAAUCUCUGGGGAGGGCAGAGGAUCUGUUCAAGCCUUGUCCCAUGGGGCUGCACCAGCUCUCCUUGAGCUGUGUGCCAGGAAACUGAAGCCCCCUAGACCCAACUUACCUAGGUGCUCUGGGAAUAUCGCCUGGGGCCAGUACUGCCUGGAAAAUUUCUCUACAGUUUUUAUACAGGUUUUUUUAUAGGAAUGUUUGUGGCUUUACAAAAACAUGGGGAACAAUGCAGCAGAUUUCCCUUUCCUUCUGCUUCAUGCGUCUUUUCCUGUGAUAGCUGCCUCCAGUUUUCAGCAGAGGGUGGGUUUGUGGCAGACUGCAACAAGCAGAGCCUGGUAGACCUUAGCAUCCCUGGUCAUCUGGUGCUGGGUGGCAGCAGAGGUGGACAUGCUGUGCCCUGCACUUAGCAUGAAGGGUGAAUGCUUCUCUGGUGCCUUUUUGUUGAUGCAGAAACAAUUUUUAGAAACAGUUUUUUUUUACGUUACUCAACUCCCAGUCACAGAACUUGUCUUCAGGUGUUUCUCCUUACCUUCUCUAACUGCUCCACAGCUCCUACAGGAUUUGGGAGGCCCUGGUUUAGGGUGCAAGUCUCCCAGCUUUGUUGUUGUUGCUAUUCCAAGCAGUUUGACUUGCAGGUGUUGAAUUGCCUAUGACUUUCCAGGAGUGGGAGGUGGAUUUGGGACAGGCAAAGAACGGUUCGCCCUCUUUCUCUCUGCCUUUCCUGUUGUAUUUCUCCAAAGAAGUGCAGAGUGGUUGCCCUCUCACAUGUGCAUACAUGGAAACAAGCCUUUGGCAAGUGGGCAUUGCUGUUCCUCCAUGUGUAUGGCCAGCAUGUUCUCCAUGUUGGCAGCUCGAAGCAUUUAGAUACAGGCAGCCAUCCAAACCCAUCCUGUCCCAAUCAAGCCUGUACUGCCCAGCUCCUUCAAACUUGGACUGUUUUGCAAGAAGCUUUUACAUUUAUCCAGCUCUUACAGAGAGGCAUGAGCUCCUUCAGAAUGAGAGGAGAAAGAUAGGGGCUUGUGGUUUCCCUUUGCACAGGGUAUUUUGGCAUCUGAGAGGGCCAUUUCAUGUGCUGCAGUAAUUGAACACAGAUAAUGCUAGUCCUGGAGUUGCCCAGCUUCAAGGAGAUGGAAACUGGGGCCAGGAGAAACCCGUCUCCCAGCAAAGCCUGUUCCAAAUGAUUGUGGUCUGUAGCUGUGGACAAAAGCAUGGGGCCCAGAAGGUGUUUGCCUGCCUUCCCCACUUUAUUUGGUGAAUAGCUGGUGGACACUCAGCUGCAAUAGCCAGUACUGUCCUACUGGCUGGGGUGUCCCUUGUUUCCUGGAGUCGGUGGUUGGAGGUGGAGCUCAUUGUUUGAGGGGAAGAGGUUGCUCUCAAGAGUGUCUGAUCAGUGUAGGGGAAGCUCUGGUGGCAGCAGCUUAAGCUUUGAGCAGGUACCCUAAGUGUGCAGAACAGCUCUUGAUUUUGUACACAUUUUGAUUGCUCAUUGCCAAGUUCAUGAGCUCAUCAGUGAUCCUAUUUUGGGGGGUAGAUUGCCUCUUCCUGAUUUGUUUUCCUCUUCUGUGGCUCUCAUGCUGUCUUCCUUGUCAUGGAGUAUUUUUCCUAAAAUACAGGAACUCCUUGCCUGUGGCAACCUAAGUUACCUUGCAUUUCUCCAGGUCUGCGUGCAGCACGUGGGCAGUUGUGUGCUUUAGUAAAAUGGGAGGUAAGGCUUUAGGAAAGCAGUGAUGCUGAGGUUUCACUUUGUCACUAAUGGUAGUCUGAGCCCUGGGGGCUGUGCCACAGGGAGUACUGGCUGGGCCAGGAGCUGGGAGAAGCUGUUGGGCUGAAACCCAGGUAGUGAAUAGCAUGAAGCACCAAGGGUCCUAGCAUGGCUGGUAUGUCUCUGCCCCCUCCAGAGUGAGGGAUCUUUGCCCUGUUUUUUUCUACACUGUUCAAAAAUUUGCUGUCCAUCUGUCCCUACAACUUUUUUUAUAUGUGUGUGUAUAUACUGUAACUUUUUGGUUUGUGGGUGGGAGGAAAUUGUUUUAUGGAUUAUGUGAAGAAAGUCUAUUUAUCCACAUGGAGUUCAGAGUAGGGAUGCUUUGUGAUAUGAGACGCAACUGGUGGUGGGGAAGUUCCCCAGGGAACAUAUCUGCUGUCUGAAAACCCUAUUCCAGGGCUUCUGAGCAUCUGUUACCUAAUAAAGAUGAAUGUUACCACCA
Messenger RNA from Vidua chalybeata, 6019 nucleotides. RefSeq names its product sterol regulatory element binding transcription factor 2 (gene SREBF2). The record is from RefSeq and is a predicted model, not a curated record. Gene Ontology annotation, cellular component: nucleus. Lineage: Eukaryota; Metazoa; Chordata; Aves; Passeriformes; Viduidae. Gene Ontology annotation, molecular function: RNA polymerase II cis-regulatory region sequence-specific DNA binding; DNA-binding transcription factor activity, RNA polymerase II-specific; protein dimerization activity. Gene Ontology annotation, biological process: positive regulation of cholesterol storage; positive regulation of transcription by RNA polymerase II. The coding region runs from base 85 to 3420 and encodes 1111 amino acids. The transcript has 19 exons.